Molecule: messenger RNA, 766 nt
Organism: Pectinophora gossypiella (pink bollworm)
Lineage: Eukaryota; Metazoa; Arthropoda; Insecta; Lepidoptera; Gelechiidae
Exons: 2
Coding region: 117-731 (204 amino acids)
Molecular function (GO): nucleic acid binding; zinc ion binding
Source: RefSeq, a predicted model, not a curated record
GAUUUAAGUUUAGACAAAGGGUGCAAAAGACAGAUGAAAGUGUAGCGGAUUACGUGGCGGAAUUAAAAAAAUUAACAAAAUAUUGUCAGUUCACGGCAGCGAGUUUACUUGAAAAUAUGCGGGACCAGUUCGUGUGCGGCAUAAGGAAUGAAAAUAUACGGCAAAGAUUGUUCGCAGAAAAAAAUGUGACAUUUGAUAAGGCGUAUCAGUUGGCAGCAAGUAUGGAAGCGGCCGAGGCAGAUGCGGCGGCAGUGGAAGGACGUACCAACCGGGUUAGUGACGUCACAAGCACAUCGUCAUCGUCGGCGGUACAUAUGAUGGCACAGCACGCGGCAAGGCGCGAGCGAGGCAGCGGCUCCGGGGUGCGCGGGAGUGGAAGUGUGACGCACGACGCUGGUCGGUUUAGCGGCGGCGGCGGCGCGAGCGCAAGCGCAGGACCGGGCCGGCAGAUGAGUCACAAUUCCCGAGCGUUUACGACAGGUGCCAAUAAACACUUCAAUGCAAAUAAAAAUAGAUCGAAGAGCGAGUGUAUUACUUGCGGAGGGCAGCACGACGCCAAAACAUGCAAGUUCCAGCAGUAUGUGUGCAGAAUUUGUAACAGGCAAGGGCACCUAAAAAGAAUGUGUCCUAAUUUGCGAGGGGGUGGACCGGUAUACAACAUUACGGCGGAGGAGGAGGUAGUAUGGCCAGACGCGGCAAGUGAGGAAAGUGAUGAGUUCCAGAUACUGUGAGGUGUUCGCGGACGGGCUCGGGCGGUACACCGGCG